This is a messenger RNA of Suillus fuscotomentosus, 354 nucleotides long. RefSeq lists its product as uncharacterized. The transcript has 4 exons. The coding region runs from base 1 to 354 and encodes 117 amino acids. NCBI's taxonomy places the organism in Eukaryota, Fungi, Basidiomycota, Agaricomycetes, Boletales, Suillaceae. The record is from RefSeq and is a predicted model, not a curated record.
AUGACCUCCCGUGACCUGUCUGCUGCAGUUAUGACAUGUGUGCAAACGACACCUUUCACGGGUCAGCGAACCGGUGACGAGACACUCGAAACUUCCGAGAUUAUAAAUACCAACAGUAACCAGAGUCACAUCCUCCCCAAGAAAAACUGGGCACCCAAUUCAUCAAAGACGAGAUUCUGUCUCGGCCACAAAGGCCAUCCGUAUGAAGUUAUUCGAGUGGAGUUUCGUGAUAUUGCUGCAACCAUGAAAGAUAUUGCCGCAUCUCCAACAGCUGGGAAAAGAAACCUUCGGGACCCUCCAAGGCGAAUCCACGAGUUCAAGGCGCCCUAUGAUGGGAGAUAUUAUUUCGACUGA